AGCAGCAGUGUGACUUCAGGUCUGCACUGAAGCACAGGGACCACGCAGUCUGACGGAAUAUCAUCACACACACACACACACACUUGGAGUUCACUUCCAAACCUGGAUUUGUAUUCCUUUGCUUGCUAAAAUGUUUCAAAGGUGGUCUCUCGCCCUCCAUCCGGUCCUGCUGUGUUGGCUGGCCGCUGCUCUGCAGGUCACAGAAGUGAUGAAGAUGGAUGGAUUUGAACUCUCCGAGACCUCAGCGCCCCUUUUGCCUGCAGGACGAGGCUCAGGUCACCUGGACCUGACAGAGUUAAUUGGCGUUCCCCUCCCUCCCUCCGUCUCCUACCCCGGAUAUGAAGGCCAGCCAGCCUACAACUUCGGGCCCAACGCCAACAUUGGCCGGCUCACAAAGACCUUCGUCCCAGGGUCGUUCUACAGGGAUUUUGCCAUCAUUGCCACGGUGCGCCCGGACACUCCGAGGGGUGGCGUGCUCUUCGCCAUCACGGACUCCGGCCAGAAGAAGGUGGAGCUGGGUUUGGCCCUUACUCCGGUGCAUGGGGGCCUCCAGGGCAUCUCACUGUACUACACCGACAGGGAGCAGGCCUCCAACAGCAGCCUAGCUGCGUCCUUUUCUGUCCCGAUUAUGACUCAACAGUGGACACGAUUCACGGUGGUGGUGGAGCAUGACGAGGUGCGUCUCUACAUGGACUGCAGAGAGGCCGUGAGGACCACUUUCUCGCGGAGCCCCGAAAGACUGAACUUCUCUCACAAUUCAGGUGUUUUUGUAGCCAAUGGUGGAAGCACGGGGCUCGAAAAGUUUUUGGGAUCCAUUCAGCAGCUGGUGAUAAAUGAUGACCCCCGAGCAGCUGAGGAGCAGUGUGAAGACGACGAUUCUUAUGCCUCGGGAUUCACCAGUGGAGACGAUGCUCUGGAUGACAGAGAGACAGAGGGGGUGAAGAAAACACACAAAAGAAAACAUGGCACAGCAAAGGAGGAGGACAGCCUUCCGGUAAUAGCUCCGCCCACUGAGGCCCAGAAGGCGGAGCUUGACGAGGACUCCGGUCACCAGACACGAACAGAAAUGCUGAUCAGAGAGCAUCAGACGGAAGAGGCAGGGGAGAGAUUGGAAGAUGGCAAUAUCAGACAUGGGUCAAAGGGAGAGCGUGGAGAUCCUGGACCCAAAGGCUCACCUGGCCCACCUGGCCCGCCUGGUCGCCCAGGUUACAGCCCUCUACCUGGGCAAGCUCAGCCAGGUCCAAGAGGGACAAAAGGACCACAAGGAACCCCUGGAACCCCGGGACUGCCAGGGAGAGACGGGCAGCAGGGAAUCAAGGGUGAUCGAGGAGAUCCAGGUCAGAGAGGAUCUCAGGGAUUUUCAGGUUUGGAUGGAGAAGCUGGACCUAAAGGAGAGAAGGGAGAACCAGGAGUUGGUCUGCCAGGUCCUCCAGGCCGCCCUGGGACUCCUGGACCCCCCAGAUCACGCAGUGUACCUUAUGGAGCAGAUGCCCUGGGUUCUGGCUUUGAAGAGCUGGACAGUGAAACUGAUCUCAUCAGGGGUCAUCCUGGUCCACCAGGUCCUCCAGGUCCUCCUGGUCCCCCAGGACCCCUGUCAUCAUCGGACACAGUGGAAGGACACUCUCUAGUGCGUGCCGGACCACCCGGGGUCCCAGGCAGAGACGGGCUCCGAGGAAAACCUGGAAUACCGAUGUUUGAUGAGAAUGGGUUUAGUGGUUCUGGGCCCGAGGGUUCAGGUUUGGGCUCGGGGCUCUCUUAUGACCUCGGCUCUGGUUUCAGCUCUGGGUUCAGUCCCAAGUCCAGCUUUGCCUCUGGUUCUGGGCCUGACUUUGGGUCUGCUUGGGGUUCAGGCGAGGGUCCAUCAGGAAGGGAUGGGGAUCCAGGUCUACCUGGAGCAGUGGGAGCAAAGGGUAACCAAGGGUUAUCUGGGCCAACUGGGCCAAAGGGUGAAUGUGGGUCUGAAGGUAAAGCAGGGUCUCCAGGGUUACCAGGGCCCAGUGGUCCACCAGGGAAGAGAGGCCCAGCAGGUCCCCCGGGACCUCCUGGCCCGCCAGCAACCACGUUCUUUAUCGAGGAUAUGGAGGGAUCCGGGAAGAGUGACAUGAGAGUCAGAGGCCCACAGGGCCCCCCUGGCAUACCUGGCCCUCAGGGUGCCAAGGGUGAGGAUGGAACCACAGGUGCUCCAGGGCUCUCUGUCAAAGGUGAGCCAGGGGACCCGGGACCAGAGGGUGGUCAAGGUCCUGCAGGACUACCAGGGGCUAGAGGGGCCAAAGGAGAAACGGGCAUUCAAGGACACAAGGGUGAUCGUGGUGUUGAUGGACUCACUGUUCGAGGACCACCAGGAGCUCCUGGACCUCCUGGACCGUUACUCAAUCUGUCAGACCUGUUCAAUGUAACCAACGGGAACUUCAACUUCACAGAGAUCAGAGGAGCGCCAGGUCCCAUGGGCCCUGAAGGGUUGCCUGGUAGAGCUGGAUUUCCUGGCCCCAGGGGACCAAAGGGAGACCUGGGCCCUGCAGGAGUCCAGGGACCAGCAGGCUUCAAGGGGGAGAAGGGAGAGCCGGGGGUGACCAUUGCUGCUGAUGGGUCCCGCUUAUCCGCGCCAAAAGGCCCCCAGGGACCCAAAGGCAUCAAGGGUGACCGUGGGUUUCCUGGACCUGUCGGUACUCUGGGCCCAAUAGGACCAGCUGGACAAAAGGGAGAAUAUGGCUUCCCUGGCCGUUCAGGACGAUCUGGUAUGCCUGGGAGGAAAGGCGACAAAGGAGACUGUCUUGGUAUACCGGGACCUCCUGGUCCUCCAGGCGCACCGGGACAUCCAGGAAGAAUUAUUGGGCUUAAAGGAACAGUGUUUCCGGUGCGCCCCAGACCGCACUGCAAAAAGGGACGAGAAGCAGUGACAACGGGAGAUUCAGUCAGAGCUAAAGGAGAUAAAGGAGAUGAGGGAAUACCUGGAGAGCCAGGCACACCUGCGCCCGAGAUUCCAGACGGACUUGUGGGUGCUAGAGGUGAUCAGGGAUACCACGGUCAGAAGGGAGAAAAGGGUGACGGCGGUGUGCCUGGUCCCCCAGGACUGCCUGGGAGGUCAGGACUUGUGGGUCCAAAAGGUGAAUCCAUCAUUGGCCCUUCAGGACCUGUUGGUCCUGUGGGUCAACCUGGGGCCCCCGGGUACGGACAACCCGGUCCCCGUGGCCCCCCCGGCCCUGCUGGACCCCGAGGAAUGGCAACUGCACCGGGGGUCAACGUCCCUGGUCCUCCUGGUCCCCCCGGCCCACCCGGAUCUCCGGGAUAUGCAAACCCUGUGACUAUCUAUAAGACGAGCCACGCUCUGAGCAGAGAGACUCACCGGGCCGCAGAGGGAACCUUGGUCUACGUGUCUGAGAAGGGAGGAGAGCUGUACAUCAAAGCACGCAACGGCUGGCGUAACAUUCAGCUCGGGGAUUUGAUCCAAUCUGGACCUUCCACCUCAGCCGUGUCUCAGUCUCUCAGCAGAACUGGAGCUUGGAGUAGACCGCCCAAGACUCAGAGCCACAGCCAGGAGCUUCAAGAGGGCAGUAGAGGAUAUCAGCCCAUCUAUAACGUACUACCACAGACCUUCAACGAUGUACCCGGGCUCCACCUGGUAGCCCUAAACUCCCCUCUGAAGGGGGACAUGCGUGGCAUCCGGGGGGCAGACUUCCAGUGCUACCAGCAGGCCCGCUCCAUGGGGCUGACUACCACCUACAGGGCCUUCCUGUCCUCGCACCUCCAGGACUUGGCAACGAUCGUGAGGAAGGCGGACCGCACCGACAUGCCGGUGGUGAACCUCAGGGGUGAAGUUUUGUUCAGUAGCUGGAUGUCCAUCUUCUCCGGGAAUGGAGGAACGUUUAACCCAUCCACAGCCAUCUACUCCUUUGACGGACGCGAUGUGCUGUCUGACCCCGCAUGGCCUGAGAAGCUGGUGUGGCACGGCUCCAACGCGGUGGGCAUCCGUCUGACCACUAACUACUGCGAGGCGUGGAGGACGGCCGACAUGGCGGUGACGGGCCAGGCGGCGCUGCUGCAGACGGGACGUCUGUUAGGACAGCACACCCGCUCCUGCUCGAACCACUACAUCGUGCUGUGCAUAGAGAACACAUACGUGGGCAACACGCAUCAGAGGAGGACCUGAGGACACGGAGGACUCACACACACACACACACACACACACACACACACACACACACUUGCAGGCACAUACACACACCAUGAUGACACGUCCGCUGCAUGGAAAUUACACCCAAGUACACAGACAAAAGGCACUUUUGUUAGGAGGUGCAGAUAAAAUACACACACGCUCACAUAGUGAAAGCAGGCGCCGACACUCGAGCAGAAAAGAAAUGAACACAUUUCAGUUGCUUUCACUUUACCACAGUCUAGAGUGAUUCCUUAUUCACUGUGAACAUGCAACAGCACAGCAUAUCACCACGCAGGACAUUGGGAUGUACAGUACGUGUUGUUGAAGUGAAAGAUGACUCGGGAUAUCAGGUAGUGUCAUAGGGGGAUCUGAGCAGAGCUCAAUGAUGAACAGACAACCAUAAAUGUGUUAUGUACAGAAGCCCUGAGAGGUAAGUGAAGGUUAAAUCCAUUUACCAAGUGAAUGCGCAACACAAGUUGUGUGUUAGCAAUUCACGUCAAUUGAAAAUGUCUUGGUUGGACAGUGGUGCGCUUCAGCCUCACCUGGAUAAAAUGAUGAAAAUACGAGAAACGACUUAAUCAUGAAAAAGGAUCCCCACUAUUUUUUGCUGGCCCACUAUUUUUUAAAUUAAAUUAAUUAUUCUCACAGACAAGAAAAAAUAACUUAAUAGAAUUUUAAUAGAUUAUCCUGCUAAACCUUUUCUCAAUUUACAAACACAUGUUACUUUAAUCAGACUUUAAUCAGAAAUGGAUCAACAUCAUUAAUUUUUACUCACUUGCUUCUCAGGGCUUCUGUGGUUAUUCUUUACAUAUUUGCUAAUCAUUUUCAAAUGCCUUCCAUAGCUUUAGAAUUCUUUUAGUUGUUUUUUAUAGUUCCAUGCUUUUUUAAACAUCAUUGAAAUCUAGAGUCAGAAAUGGUUAGCUGUAAUAUAGUUUUUAUGCAGGUAAAUGUCACUGAAUUUUGGAUAAAAAUGCUUCAUUUAGGAAGUUUAAUCUCACUUUAAAAACUUACAGUGUUGUAGUUUAGACUCCAGAGAUGUGUAUCAAAGCUAGCUGUUGUGAAGAAACAUGCAACAUUCACUCUGCAGAGCAGACUUCAAGUUUUCAGGAUAUGCAUUGAAUAAAACAUUUUUUGUAAAAUUC
Messenger RNA from Gasterosteus aculeatus aculeatus (three-spined stickleback), 5295 nucleotides. RefSeq names its product collagen, type XV, alpha 1b (gene col15a1b). The record is from RefSeq and is a predicted model, not a curated record. Gene Ontology annotation, cellular component: extracellular matrix. Lineage: Eukaryota; Metazoa; Chordata; Actinopteri; Perciformes; Gasterosteidae.